AUGGGGCAUUUGAUUAAGGAUUGCCCCUCCUCCAGAGGAACUACGGUGACGUCCCCGUCUCAAACUCCAACUCAGACUCGUCAGGGGAGAGGGGGCAGCAGGCCCCAAGCGGCAGGCAGAGUGUAUGCUAUGACCGGGGCGGAGGCGACAGGCUCAGGUAAUCUUGUUGUUGGAUGUUGUUUGAUUGCGGGAAAACCCCGAUGUGUGUUGUAUGAUUCGGGAGCGACACACUUCUUUGUGUCAGAGUCUUGUGUGCUUGAGUUGGGUUUGCCGGUUAGUGAGCUACAACUCGAUCUUGUAGUGUCUACGCCGGCAUCUAGGUUAGUCAGAACGUCUUCUGUGUGUGCUAGAUGUCCAGUGGAAGUAGAGGGACGCAUGUUUAAAGUGAAUUUGAUAUGCCUACCUCUCAUUGAUUGUCGGGAGAAGAAGUUGUUGUUCUCCGACAUAGAGGAGUCGGAGUUGUUGUCCUCUCAGGGUGUCUUAAGGGAGAUCAAGGAUUGUGCCCAGUGUUACUUAAUCUAUGCUCAGUUGGAGGUGGAGAAAGAGGAGAGAAUAACGGUAAUCCCCGUCGUGCGGGAGUUUGAGGAUGUGUUCCCUGAAGAGGUACCCGGUUUACCCCCGAGGAGAGAAGUAGAGUUCUCCAUUGAUCUGGUACUAGGAGCGGGUCCCGUGUCAAUAGCUCCUUAUCGCAUGGCUCUUGCAGAGUUGGUGGAAUUGAAGAAACAAAUUAAGGAGUUGCUUGAUAAAUAG
Messenger RNA from Vigna unguiculata (cowpea), 750 nucleotides. RefSeq lists its product as uncharacterized. Lineage: Eukaryota; Viridiplantae; Streptophyta; Magnoliopsida; Fabales; Fabaceae. The record is from RefSeq and is a predicted model, not a curated record.